AUGGCGAACUACUUGCACUCUACCCAAAGACGGUAUUGGACGUUUGCUUCUGUUGAGGAGCUCGAAAGGCUUCGAGCAGCAGCUCGUUCCCGCUACGCACACAAGUACCCACAGCGCGAACGGAUAGAUCCUGAAACAGAAGCCAAGUUCCGUCUAGCGUGUGCUUACCGUUUGUACCAGCUGGCACGGGCAGAGCCUGUGUCUUUGCCUAGGUACGUGGCAGCGACGGCUGUUACGCUUUGGAAGCGUUUCUGUUUGUACAACUGUUUUCUUGAGUGGGAUCUCAACGUUUUGCUCCCAACGCUUGUCUACAUCGCCGCGAAAGUGGACGAGAACUAUCGAUCUGCAGCACAAGUAUCCCAAGAACAUGAGCGACAAAUCCUUGCAAUGGAACUACCGCUUCUGAGCAGUAUUCAUUUCCAGGCGGUCUGUCACCAUGCGUAUCUCAUCAUUCGAGCGGAAUUUCCAAAAUUUAGCGACUGGUCCCGUGUGGACGAGGCGGUGAUUCGCACAGAUAGCGCUCUGCUCAUGUCGCCGGCGUCGUUUGCCCUGGUGAUUCUCGGACGAGAGCUCGGUGGUCGGCAUGUUCUCUGGGAAAAUAACGAAAAAGAGCGUGAGCGCUGCUUCCACAUUUUUGAGAAUGCGAUGCAAGGUACCGCCGAUUUGUUUGAGUCUAGCGGAGCCGGGUUGGAUGCCCCACGGUCGCCAGCUCUCGAAGAGGCAUUUCAGAAGCUUUACGAGUGGUACCUUAGAAAUCGUGAUCCGCUGCUAGACAAAGACUCAGCCGAGUCACUGCACCGCCAGGAGCAGGAAAAUCGACAUCUCGAACGGCAGCGAAGGAGGCAUAUGCGCGCAAUGGAGGAGGAGGAACGAAAACGACGGACCCUGCUCUCAUCGGGUGUCGUCGACCCGUGA
Messenger RNA from Cyanidioschyzon merolae strain 10D, 915 nucleotides. Its product is annotated as similar to cyclin H. Lineage: Eukaryota; Rhodophyta; Bangiophyceae; Cyanidiales; Cyanidiaceae. The coding region runs from base 1 to 915 and encodes 304 amino acids. The record is from RefSeq and is a predicted model, not a curated record. The transcript has a single exon.